AUGGAUAUUCGAUCAACGUUACCGAUUUUAAAUUUUAACGUAAAUUAUCAUAUGCAAGAAUUAAUGGAUGAACGAGCACUAUUUAAACAAAAAUUUGAUAACUGUUACCAAGCAAUCCUAGUUUUAUGUGAGAUUAUACGAAAGAUAUUUCAGUUAAAAGUCGAUAAUAUCGAACAUUUAAAAGAUAAAAUGAAAAAUUUAAAAUUGAAAUUGGAAUUUAUCGAUAUUAAACAAAAGGUGAUGUUUUGUAAAUUACAAGAUUUAAUAUUUAAAGAAACAUCAGAAACGGAAAAAGCUGUUGACAUAGCAAUCAAAGAUUUACGAAAGUCUCAUGAAACAUUAUCAACAGAGAUUACAAAAAUGGAGAAAGAAUUCCUUAUGUUUGAAAAUAUGUCGCGGACAAGUGAAACUGGAAAAUUAGUUCGAAAAUAUAUCAAUUAUAAAGAGGAAAUUAGUCGAAUGGAAUUAGUAAUCAAGGAAUUUAAAUAAGUUGCUGAUUUUAGGAUCCAUAAUUUUUGUAUAUAAUUUUGUAAUUUAAUAAAAUAUUAGAUUA
Molecule: messenger RNA, 553 nt
Organism: Chrysoperla carnea
Lineage: Eukaryota; Metazoa; Arthropoda; Insecta; Neuroptera; Chrysopidae
Exons: 2
Coding region: 1-489 (162 amino acids)
Source: RefSeq, a predicted model, not a curated record